AGUGUACAUGGGCAGAGUUGUAAGCGUACCAUGAGUAGUAUACCAAUUCCACCUCACGGAAAACUAUAUGACCUCAACAUACAAUAUGAAAGUAACUGCUUAAUGGAGACUACCAGCAAAGCUAAUAUGGCUGUACGCCUGGGUUACGAAGUAGUUGCAAUCAAUCAAAAUGUUUCAUCCGUUGCAAAAGAGACCAAAGCUAAACGAAUGAAACUGAUGUUACCUGAGCCACCUCCUUUAUUGCAUCUUGAUGCAGAAUCCAAAAGUUAUUUAAAAAUCAACAAAAAAAACUUCCAACAAUAUUCACGUAUCACAAUCGAGUUGUGUGAACUAGGUGACCUGCAUAAAGUUCGUGAUGUAUUAUCAACGGGUUUAUACGAUAUCAUUGCUGUACUGCCACGUACUGAUCGCUUGUUUCAUUCUGCUUGCACUGAACUUCAUAUCGACAUUAUUUGUAUUGAUGGAAGUGAAAAACUUCCUUAUCUUCCAAAACAUGCUACUGUACAAGCUGCUAUAAGUCGCGGCAUCAAUUUUGAGGUUUGUUAUGCCCCGAUGAUCAGGGACACCACAAUGCGCCGACUCACGAUAAACAACGUACAACGAUUAGUUGAAAGUUCCAAAGGAAAAAAUCUCAUUUUAUCCAGUGGAGCCUUGCAUCAAAUGGAAAUGCGUGGACCGUAUGAUGUUGCAAACUUGAGUACUUUAUUUGGAAUCAAAGAAAAUCUUCAUAUUCACUGUGUUAGUAACAACUGUAGAUCUGCAAUUGUUCACAGUUUUACAAGAAAAACAGCUAAAUGUGCUGUUUAUGUUCAACAGUUGAAUGAAACUAUUGCAACUAUUUAACCGAGCAGAAAAUUCAGCAUUGCAGUUGAAAGUGGAAUACAUGCGCACUGCCAUGAAUAAAAAAAAGUCCAAUGAUUUGUAACCGUUGACAAUAUGUAUGAUUGAUUUUUAAAUAUUUUAAAUGACAAAAUCGUGUUUAAUACCACACACUUUACUUCAUAAUAUUCCUGCUUUCCCAUCAGCCAUCUGCCCAUCACUGUUUUAAAUUUUCUACAUUAUCAAUUGACACCACCCUCACAGCCCAACAAACGCAGACCAAAGUCAAUACUGUUUUAACUAUAAAAAAAUAUAUAUUGAACACCUGCUAGGGGUGAGAGAAAAAAUGUGACAUGUUCAUUGGGAAUGAGGUAAGAUGGGACAUGUUUUACUUUUUCUGCAAUGUCUUAUUGCAAUAGUAAACAAAGAGUUAUAACUGUUCCCCCGGCGACUCUAAAAAGAAAAUUUCUAAUUGUACAAAA
This is a messenger RNA of Ciona intestinalis (vase tunicate), 1301 nucleotides long. Lineage: Eukaryota; Metazoa; Chordata; Ascidiacea; Phlebobranchia; Cionidae. The record is from RefSeq and is a predicted model, not a curated record.